Trichechus manatus latirostris (Florida manatee) is the source of this 952-nucleotide messenger RNA. RefSeq names its product dephospho-CoA kinase domain containing (gene DCAKD). Bases 1 to 696 code for a protein of 231 amino acids. The transcript is spliced from 4 exons. Lineage: Eukaryota; Metazoa; Chordata; Mammalia; Sirenia; Trichechidae. The record is from RefSeq and is a predicted model, not a curated record. Gene Ontology annotation, molecular function: dephospho-CoA kinase activity; ATP binding. Gene Ontology annotation, biological process: coenzyme A biosynthetic process.
AUGUUCCUGGUGGGCCUGACGGGGGGUAUUGCCUCGGGCAAGAGCUCAGUGAUCCAGGUGUUCCAGCAGCUGGGCUGUGCAGUGAUUGAUGUGGACGUCAUUGCCCGGCAUGUGGUCCAGCCAGGAUACCCCGCCCACCGGCGUAUUGUGGAGGCCUUUGGCACUGAGGUCUUGCUAGAGAAUGGUGAUAUCAACCGCAAGGUCCUGGGGGACCUGAUCUUUAACCAGCCUGACCUGCGGCGGCUGCUCAACACCAUCACCCACCCUGAGAUCCGCAAGGAAAUGAUGAAAGAGACCUUCAAGUACUUUCUCCGGGGAUACCGCUAUGUGAUUCUGGAUAUCCCCCUGCUGUUUGAGACCAAGAAGCUGCUCAAGUACAUGAGACAUACAGUGGUAGUGUACUGUGACCGGGACACACAGCUGAAGCGGCUGAUGCAGCGGAACAAGCUGAACCGCCAGGACGCAGAGGCCCGCAUCUCAGCUCAGCUGCCCCUGAAGGAUAAAGCACGCAUGGCCCGCCACGUUUUGGACAACUCAGGCGAGUGGAGCAUCACCAAACGCCAGGUUGUCCUCCUGCAUGCCGAGCUGGAGCACUCCCUAGAGUACCUGCCGCUGAGGCUUGGCGUCCUCACAGGCCUAGCUGGCAUUGCCAGCCUCCUCUACCUGCUCACCCGCUACCUCCUGCCUGCCCCCUAGCUGGGUACUCCAAGGCAGGAAGUCACAGGUCAGGCAUCCUGUUUCUCCCCCAACCCCUCACACCAUACACACACACUCACACAGACACACACACAUACUCACACACGAUCUGAAUCUGGGCUGUGCCCUCCUCUGGGUGGACCUUUCUUUGGAGAGCAUCCUGUUGGAAGUGGAGAAACAGCUGCCAGUCGCUAUUCCUUCCUACCUUCCCCAAGGCUUCUCCCCUCUGGCACCACCUACAGAUCAGUAUCCAUGA